AUGUUUAAUAGCGGGGGUCAAUUACACAACUACUCGGGUGUGUUUGCCAUAACAGGUGUGACCUAUUCAUUAGCCCUUUUAUGGACCGUAUAUAUGGUCGACGAGGAAAAGGAUAUCCAACAGUGGGUCCAUCUCUNUUCAUUAGCCCUUUUAUGGACCGUAUAUAUGGUCGACGAGGAAAAGGAUAUCCAACAGUGGGUCCAUCUCUUCAGCAAAAUGCCGGACACCGACAUCGAUGGUCAGCAAACUAUCAUCAGAAAUAAAUUACAAACAUUUAACGCAAACAAAGCCAAACACCCGUUGAGAUUGUUGCUCAACUUGGGUAACGUUAAGCAAAUGUUUACCACGUGUUUUAAACGGCGGCCAAACCACUUGCGGCGCCAGAUAUGGCUACUGUUUCUGUCGAUGACCUGCUAUAUGGUGUCACACAUCGGACCCGUGUUCUUCAUGUAUCAGUUCACGCAGAAAGUGUACGCCUGGGACUCAAUGACGUACAGCAACGGCGCCUCCAUUGCAAUCAUUGCCAUCACUGCGGGCACAAUGAUUAUCGCACCCAUACUGCUCAAGGUGUUUAAAUUUAGAGACACUACACUAUCAAUGGUGGGUUUGGUCUCAUAUUUUAUAUUAAAUCUGGUGAGAGGUCUUGUGCUGACACCCGCCGGCUAUUACUACUCGCUAAUCGGCGGGUGUUUGGGAGGCGUGGCCUCAAUCGGCAUUAGGUCUCACUUUUCAAAGAUCAUACGAUUGGAUGAAUUGGGAAAAGUGUUCAGCGGUUUGUCGGCCAUCGAAGCCCUGACGCCACUCAUAUCGGCCGCUCUGUUCACCGGUAUAUUCAACGCCACAAUGGAUUCAAUGCCC
Molecule: messenger RNA, 858 nt
Organism: Medioppia subpectinata
Lineage: Eukaryota; Metazoa; Arthropoda; Arachnida; Sarcoptiformes; Oppiidae
Source: the annotation of a GenBank genome assembly